ACAGUGGCCCUGGUCACAGGGAACCUGGUCCAGUUCGGGGUGAUGAUCGAGAAGAUGACAGGCAAGUCUGCCCUGCAGUACAACGACUAUGGCUGUUACUGCGGCGUCGGCGGCUCCCACUGGCCGGUGGACGAGACUGACUGGUGCUGCCACGCCCACGACUGCUGCUAUGGACGUCUGGAGAAGCUGGGCUGUGAGCCCAAACUGGAAAAGUAUCUUUUCUCUGUCAGCAAACGUGGCAUUUUCUGCGACACCUCCCAGCUCCAGCCUCUGGAAAGAGGAGCGGAGGGGGCUGAGCUGAGCCAGGGCCCAGAGGAGCUGGACUCAGGCACCCUCCCAGGGCCUCAGCAGGAGCUAAAG
Molecule: messenger RNA, 360 nt
Organism: Mandrillus leucophaeus (drill)
Lineage: Eukaryota; Metazoa; Chordata; Mammalia; Primates; Cercopithecidae
Gene: PLA2G2E
Product: phospholipase A2, group IIE
Exons: 3
Biological process (GO): lipid catabolic process; arachidonate secretion; negative regulation of T cell proliferation
Molecular function (GO): calcium ion binding; phospholipid binding
Source: RefSeq, a predicted model, not a curated record